CGUGUCGGAAGUCAAAGGUCAGUAAAUAGUGGUGAUGUCAUGCAGGCAAGAUGGCGGAAGGGGAGGACGUGGGAUGGUGGCGGAGCUGGCUGCAGCAGAGCUACCAAGCAGUCAAAGAGAAGUCCUCUGAAGCCUUGGAGUUCAUGAAGCGGGACCUAACAGAGUUUACCCAGGUGGUGCAGCAUGACACGGCCUGUACCAUCGCAGCCACAGCCAACGUGGUCAAGGAGAAGCUGACUAUUGCAGCCUGUUCCCGGAGCACUUGCUUCCUCUGCCCAUUCUCUAUACAGACGGAAGGCUCCUCAGGAGCAACGGAGAAGAUGAAGAAGGGGUUGUCUGACUUCCUAGGGGUGAUCUCAGACACCUUUGCCCCCUCGCCAGACAAAACCAUCGACUGUGAUGUCAUCACCCUGAUGGGCACACCGUCUGGCACAGCUGAGCCCUAUGAUGGCACCAAGGCUCGCCUUUAUAGCCUGCAGUCGGACCCAGCCACCUACUGCAAUGAACCAGAUGGGCCCCCAGAAUUGUUUGAAGCCUGGCUUUCCCAGUUCUGCUUGGAGGAGAAGAAGGGGGAGAUCUCAGAGCUCCUUGUAGGCAGCCCCUCUAUCCGGGCACUCUACACCAAGAUGGUUCCAGCAGCUGUUUCCCACUCGGAAUUCUGGCAUCGAUAUUUCUAUAAAGUCCAUCAGCUAGAGCAGGAGCAGGCCCGGAGGGAUGUCCUGAAGCAGCGGGCAGAACAGAGCAUCUCUGAAGAGCCUGGCUGGGAGGAGGAGGAUGAGGAGCUCAUGGGCAUUUCACCCGCAUCUCCAAAAGAAGGAAAGGUUCCUGUGGCCAAAACUUCUACAUUCUCUGAAGGCGGACCUGGCCCCCAGAACCCUUGUGAAGAGAAUCUGGUGACCUCAGUUGAACCCCCAGCAGAGGUGACUCCAUCAGAGAGCAGUGAGAGCAUCUCCCUUGUGACACAGAUCGCCAACCCUGCUGCUGCACCUGAGGCACCAGUGCUGCCCAAGGACCUGUCCCAAAAGCUGCUAGAGGCAUCUUUGGAGGAACAGGGCCUGGCUGUGGAUGUGGGCGAGACUGGACCCCCACCCCCUGUUCACUCCAAGCCUCUAACACCUGCUGGCCACCCCAGCGGCCUAGAGCCCAGACCUCCAGCCAGAGUAGAGACUCUGAGGGAGGAGGCACCCACAGACUUACGGGUGUUUGAGCUGAACUCAGACAGUGGGAAGUCUACACCCUCCAACAAUGGAAAGAAAGGCUCAAGCACAGACAUCAGUGAGGACUGGGAGAAAGACUUUGACUUGGACAUGACCGAAGAGGAAGUGCAGAUGGCACUUUCCAAAGUGGAUGCCUCUGGGGAGCUGGAAGAUGUAGAGUGGGAGGACUGGGAAUGAGGGGAACUGGAGGGAGCAACUCCCCACCCAUGGCAUCUCUCACCUCUCUCGUCUCAGCCCAGCCCUGGAAGACUCUGACUGAGAAUGUCCCCCCAAAUCUCCUCUGCCAACCAGAGCUCUGGGCACAGAUUCUGGUGGCUCCCUGCUGGCCCUCUGGGCCUCUGCUCACACCUGGGAAGGGGCUCUAUAAAUCCCAGCCAGGAACUCUGACUUGUGCCAACAAUAGGAUGACCCAAGAGAGAGGAAACCUAUCCCCUUCACCAGAAGAGCCAACGUUUUUCUGCUGAAUACCCACUGUUCCUGGACACUCCUGCUGGGAAGUCCUAAAGGAUAGUUCUAGCCCUUCUGCCUGUGUAGACAGAAGCAAAACCACCAGUCUCUCAGAGGAAGCCGAGACCACACACUCUGUCCACCCAUAAGCAGGCAGGGAGGGCCCUGCCACCUGCCCUUGGCUAAACAGGGACAGCGAACACAUUUUGGUUCCUAUCCCAGUGGGCAAGAGGCUCUUAUCUCUGGGAAAUUUGCCUCUCUUGGGAAUCUCCCCCUCCCAGGCAUUUUCCAUUCCUGGAAAGACUCCUUUGGGGUCCAGAAUCCAGAGACCAAACCCUGACCCACCUCCUUCCUUUCCUCCAGCCCACGCUGGUCUGUCCCCAUGCCUUCCCAGGGCUUCUUCAUGUCAGAUGCACCCAAGUCCUUAGCCCAGCUGUGCCACCUGCAGGAGUUCGCUCUUGCGUUUCUUCCCCUCCCCAAGAAGGGAGGGGGCCACUUCAGGCCCUUCUGUGUGUUGCCUGGCAGGAUACCUUGUCCAACCAGCUACCCACCUCAACUCCCCUGUAGCUUAGGACACAAAACAGCUACCAGUGGUACAGAGCGGUGAUCAGAGCCGAGUACUUACAACUCUGGUAAGCCUAGCUUCUCUGCCUUGGCCCUUCUGCGUCUGGAAGGGCUAUCCUGGGGCUGAACUUGAAACUCUCAUCAGGCUUCUGCAAAAGCUCUUCUUCCUGAAGACAGACCCAGCCUUUGCGCUCUCACCCUCCACUCUGGUAAAGCUGCACCUCUGGGGGAAUGAGGGGCUGCAGGAAUCUCUGGAGAGCCUGGUGCUUCACGAUGCUGCUCUGGUGAUUCUUGUACCUAAUCUGGUGUGCUCACCAGUGAGUGAAAUGGAUCAUGGUCAGGGAUACCAAGAGUGGGGUCACUUCCACUUCAAACCAUCAGUGAGGGGUGGGAUGGAGAGAAUGCUGAACCUUGUUUUUGAUGGGAUGGGUUUUUCUCUUUGUAAUUAUUCCUUUAGUUUAAUUAACCUUUUGGUUGUUUGUGCAAUAUUAUAUAUUUUAAAUUAUAAUGCAUCUCCCCAGAGUAUUUUGUAGCUGGGAAAACAACAACAACAACAACAACAACAAAAAAAAAAAACAGAAAAGAAAAAAAGAUUCUAACAGCUGUUAGUUUUAUAAUUAAAAAAGAAAGAAAAAAGAACUUUGUCCUGAACCUUUUACAGACUUGCCGUUAACAGCAUUAAAGUGAUUCAGC
Molecule: messenger RNA, 2921 nt
Organism: Sapajus apella (tufted capuchin)
Lineage: Eukaryota; Metazoa; Chordata; Mammalia; Primates; Cebidae
Gene: BSDC1
Product: BSD domain containing 1
Exons: 11
Coding region: 51-1394 (447 amino acids)
Cellular component (GO): cytoplasm
Source: RefSeq, a predicted model, not a curated record